CGUGACGUCCAGGCAGAGGUGUUGAGCCGAGAGAGGAAAGCAGCUUUAAUUGCAGGCAGAGAGAAAAGCCAGCGAUGGCUUCGCUCAGACAGGAGCACCACUACGGUCUCUCCUGUGGAAAAAAUAACAAAAACAGCCCCAACAGGACGUUGUACCACGUCAAGCUCACGGACACGGCUAUCAGAGCGCUGGAGGCUUACCAGAACCUCAAGGGGUCGUUACCAAGUGAACCAUCAAUUUGUUUCAAAGGAAACCAAGGGUACAUCAAGAUCCCAGCUCCCACACCAGAGUCUCCUUCUGCUCUUCGCGUCUUCUCCUUCUACUUAUCCAGCGACAGCAAAGACCAACCUCAAGCCAGCUUUGACUGCAUCCAUCAAUAUGUUUCGAGUGACGGCCGAGAGCAGCUGGAAGGUCAAGGCAUCAUCCAGGACAAGAUCACAGUGUGCGCCACGGACGACUCCUACCAGAUGACCCGUGAGAGGGUGUCUCAGGUGGAGAAGGACAGCUGGAGCCGCGCCGCCAUCGAGAUCAAACCCGGAGCCACACAUCCAAGUAAAUGUGUCAAGUUCCACAAGCGACCAGCUCCUCUGUCUGCGUCAGACAGCAGCUUCUACAAGCAGUCUACCAACAAUCGGAGGAACGGCGGUAUGACCACGCCGACCCAGAAGCCCUUGAGGGAGCGCAUCAUCCACCUCUUAGCUCUUAAACCCUACAGGAAACCAGAGCUGCUGCUGUGGCUGGAAAGAGAAAGAGCUGACCCCAAGGACAAGGCCGAGCUGGGUGCCAUCCUUGAGGAGGUGGCAAAGGUGAAUCCUAAAGACAGCAGCUUCCUGCUGAAGGACGACUUCUAUAAGCACGUGCAGAGGGACUGGCCGGGCUACAGCGAGGAAGAGAGGCAGCUGAUCAGCAGGCUGCUGGCCAGGAAGUUGCAGCCGCACAUCAGCCACCCGUCAAGGAAUCCAGCAAACGGGUCGAUGGUGAAGUCCUCAGAGGAUACGACAUUACAGCACAGCCCAGCAAAAACUCCUGCAGUGAAACGUCCCGUGCCUUUUGACUCUCUGGAAAGGCUCGCAGUUAAGAGACAAAGACUUGCGGACCAGAGGUUGCAACAGCAGCCCACAGUAAACGAACUCUUAAACAAUAAAGGACACGUCAUUGCUGCUCCAACCCUCAACCCCAGUUUCCACACAAAGACUGAGUUUCAACGGACAAGUAACCAAACUGGUAACCAAAAUGGCUUACCAGGAGGCCACAAUGGCUUUCCUCUGAUGCACAAACUGUCUAACCCCUCUGACACACCUGUCUCAGAGAGCAGGGAGCAGGAACCCAAAGUAAGCAGCCACCAACCACCACAGAGCGACUCUGACUGCGCUCACCAGCAGCUCGCCAACAGCCAGUACAAGAAGAAGAAGUCUAAAAAGCACAAAGACAAGGAGCGGGAGAGGUUAAAAGACAACAAGGGCAGUGAAUGGUUCAAGACGAGUCCUGAUCUCAAGCAGAACCCGGACAAACUUGACAAUCCUGACAUCACGAAUGCGGUGGCCUCUGAGGAGAAGCCGGAUUAUGUGACCGCGUACGGCACCAUAAUGAGUCUGGAGCAGCGUGAGAGGUACCAGGAGGACUUCUGUGCAGAGUAUGAUGAAUACAAAGACCUCCACUCGCGGAUCGCCACCAUAACUCACCUGUUUGUUCAGCUGGGAUCCAAGAUCAAAAGCUUGUCCCCUGGCACACGAGAAUAUAAGAUAAUGGAAGACCAAAUACUAGAAAAGUACAACAAGUAUCGUAAGAAGUUCCCAGGCUACCGGGAAGAGAAGAAACGCUGCGAAUAUCUCCAUGAGAAACUGUCCUACAUCAAACAGCUCAUCAUAGACCACGAUGUCUCUCGGGCUUCUUCAUAGCAUUAGAUCUCCCCCUUUAUCAGUUUUUUUUAUAUUGAACCCUCUUCUUUACAUAAACAAGGUGUCAAAUGAAGCGUCUUUACCUGAGAGUGAUAUAAAAGACGUUGGAUGAAGCUGCAGACGUCAACAUGAACUGCCUCUGCUGGAAUCAAAGAUGACUCCGUGAGCACUGAUGAUAUAUAUUAGUAGCAUAUUUCACUCUGGUAUUUGUACGUCUGUUUGAUUUGACUUCCAAAGGAGAGGCAAAAAAAGAUCUUGGAAAGCAUCUGUGCACAUCAAAUUGCCAUGACAGACAAUGUACCUGAUAGUUUUUGCCAGCCUUGUUCAAACCAGUGUCAGUGUAAGCCAUUCUGAUGGGAUUAUGUACGAGGUAGAAAAUAUGAUUUUAACUUAUUCUCUUUGUUUUAGACACGAAGUCAAACAUCGCUCCAGGCAGGUUUCCCCCUCUUUUUUUUUUGCUCUUUUUGUAUUAUAAAUUUAAAUAUUUCAAUAUACAGUGUACGUUUCAAUUCUAUAUCAAAGUUGCCUCAUUCAUGAUACACGAUUGAAGUAGCCUCGUGCAAAAAGAAGAAGUGAUGUUUGAAGUCAUUUUAACUCGGAUUCAGCCGUCACAUCUUAUUAUGUAAAUGGCGUGGGAUACUUCCACUUGUUCCCGGCGCACUUUCCCUUCAUGUUUCAGGCAUUUAUCUUGGAGCGAGACUAAUUUGAAGCAUCAAGAUAUUUAAAACUAGAUUUUUAGUAAAAAAUAAAUUAAUAAAUGUUGAAUUUGUACAGGAAGCAAGUUAAAUAAUCUCGCCCCUUGGCAGAAAGAAAUAUAUUUUUAGGACUAUUUUUGCAAUACGAGCAGGUCGGGGGUCAUAUUCACCUUCGUUGUCACCAGCUUGUUUCAUGAGCGUCGUCCUGACAUAUUGCAGAUACUAAAUGUAUAUUCUUCUUUUUGAAAAGCAGCUGAUUUCAAUGAGGGGAAAAAACUGGAAAAUAUUCAAAUAGUUUGAGGUAUACGCUGUCUCCCAAAUGCACUUGUGUUUAAAGUAUUUAUUCAGCACACCGUUUCUUCAGAGCGACGGGUAAAGGACCAAAAUGCUGCAAAGGUUUUGUGAGGAACUGCUAUUUUCCUUCCCAAAACCCUUACUGACAUUGUUAAUCCGGCACAAAGUCUAGUUUAAAGUAUUCUAACCCACUGGAAAGAAGAGUCUUUCUCUAUUAUUAUUAUUUUUUCUUUCUUAGAACUACUGAUGUAUUUAUUUUAAGCCUCCUCUCUGUGUUGUUGUUUUCCUCAGCUUGACGCGUCAGGUCCUGCUCCAUUUCAAAGUGUGUUUGGUUCAAGCAGCCGGGAGAAGUCGUGAGCAGAUCAAAGGUUUACCUAAUGUAAUAUGUUUAGUCUCUGUCUGACCUGACACAGCUGUGGAGAGUGAGUCCCUAUGUUCCCAUGUUCCCAGCCACUGUGGAUACAUCAAUGUCUAAAGUCAGAAAAACUGUGUUUCCCGCAAAUUUGAAAAGCUUGAUUGAACAUUUGCCCCGGGGGGGGAAACCGCUUCUGACAACAUUAAAGCCUUUGAAAGAUUUCUUUAACGUGAGGAGGAUAUUGAACUCGGGGACGUAGAUAAGCUCCCAUUAAAGCUGCACCAAAGUCCUCUAUAUGUUAAUGCUGAGGCGGGGAGGUUAGCGGCCGCUUCGCCCAUCACUUGAGCGGUGUUUGCUUAAUCACUGUAGAAAGUAUUGCAUCCACAUUGUAUUGCAUUGUUGCAUUAUUUGAUCGUUCAAACAGCAAUACAAAAUGGACGCAACACUGAAUUGGGAAGUCAGCCCUAGAUAAUUGGUCUUCAGGGAAAUACGGAAAAGUCAAAUACGAAAUCAUAACCAGUUGUGGUACUAUUUCAAACACCUUAAGUUUCCAGUUAAUAAUCAGUGCCCAAUUCAGUUUUUUUGCACUAAACCCAGUUAAAAAAAUAAGUCGGGACACAGCAGGUUAGUAACAUUUCCAUUCAGAUUGUAAAAGUUCUUCGUGGUUACAGCUUUUGUACUGAAUGUUAACAGUUAAUGACGUAGAAGCCUUAAUUACACUUUUUAGGACAAAAUCUUCAAACUGCCAAUAUCAACAAAGAGUCAUUACACACACACACACACACACACACACACACACACACACACACACACACACACACACACACACCUGUUAUCUGCCUUAUAUUUCUCAUAGCUGCUACAUUUAAACUUUCACUGUUCACAUUAAUGCCAACAGUGGCUUUCUAACACGUUUGAAUAUUACUGGAGGAAAUAUUUGAUGAUGUAAUUUGAAAAUGGUUUAAUGGACAGUUUGAUUGGCUAUGAUGGCUUAGCUUACUCAUCAGUUGCUUUUGUUGUCCUUCUGGUACUCUUGUUUUUCAUAAUCAUCACUGAGAUAUUUGGUCCGGUGUUUAUUUAAUGAUAAAUACCACUUGCUGUGUCUGAUAUUCCCACCUGACUCAGCUCUGAGCAUAUUGAGCAGUUUGAUUUGAAGACUGUCAAAAGAGAUUUCUCGUAUAUUUCAAGCACAAACUAAAUAAAAUGACAGUACUCCCAUCACUUUCAGGUAGCGGCUGCUAAUUAUUUGAUCGUUUCAGCGGGCGAAAGGUAUAGUUGUGGUUAAUUGAAGAGUCACUGGUCUUGAAGACAGAAUAUUUCUUCCAAAAUCACAAAAUGAAUUCUAUUCUCUGCUUGUCUGUCUCUUUCUGUGCAAGUCUUAAUCACAAGCUACAAAAAAAAGUUCAUAUGGUGUUUGUUUUUUCGGGACUGGUGUUGAAUAUUUACAAGGCACCAGUGUGUACAGCACAUUUGGUGUUUUGUUUAGUGUGCUGCAUUCCUGCUGAAGGGAAAGCCUCAUCUUAGUCCCAUUGGAGUCAGAUAAGAGUUUUCAUUAUGAACUGCAUUUCACAAAUGUACACUUUCUCUUGUCCUGUUGUGCAAAGUUCAAAAGAAUAAAUACAUCAAAGUGA
Molecule: messenger RNA, 4873 nt
Organism: Cottoperca gobio
Lineage: Eukaryota; Metazoa; Chordata; Actinopteri; Perciformes; Bovichtidae
Product: RNA polymerase II elongation factor ELL2-like
Exons: 12
Coding region: 75-1898 (607 amino acids)
Biological process (GO): snRNA transcription by RNA polymerase II; transcription elongation by RNA polymerase II; positive regulation of transcription elongation by RNA polymerase II
Cellular component (GO): transcription elongation factor complex
Molecular function (GO): cis-regulatory region sequence-specific DNA binding
Source: RefSeq, a predicted model, not a curated record